AUGGCAUGCGUGUACGUGAGUUGCGAUGAUUUGCCCGAUCAGGUGACCAUUUCUACCUCAUGCGACGAAACGAUGGAAAGAAACAUCCUCAACAAGUACAAGAGCUUCUUCAAUUUUGUUAAUACUGUGAAAAAUAAGGCAGAGAAGGAAAAGGCCCUGCGGUAUAGCCAACAUUUGUACUUAAAACAUAUAUCAAGGAGCAAUUAUAACGUUAAAAAUAAUGUCGAUCAGAUUUAUGACAAUAAGCUUUUCCUGAAAUACUGGAUGAGGAAAAAAAGGCCUGGGGCAAGAAACUGA
Molecule: messenger RNA, 297 nt
Organism: Plasmodium fragile
Lineage: Eukaryota; Apicomplexa; Aconoidasida; Haemosporida; Plasmodiidae
Exons: 2
Coding region: 1-297 (98 amino acids)
Source: RefSeq, a predicted model, not a curated record